GUUCUUAAUAUUUUACAAGAGCCAAAGCAGAAGACAAGGGCGAAGACCUUUUCUCCUGUUCCUCCCUUCUAGAAAUUCGAUGCUUCCCAAGCUACAACAUUCUUCUACCUUUGCGGACUUUUUCCUUUAGUGCAGCUGAUUGCAACUUUAGGAUAUGAUCUUGUUAAAAUGAAGUCUGGGAGGAUAAAUCAUGAUAAUGUUCAUACUGCAUUAACCUGCGAUGAUGUCCUAUGUGAGAUUCUCCUGCGAUUGCCAGAAAAAUCUGUUUUUAGACUCAUUCUUGUAUCAAGAAAGUGGCUUCAUGUGAUAUGUAGCAAUUCUUUUCGUUCUAGUUACCACUCUAAAUGGAGGGAAAGUUUCCAUCUUUUGGGCUUCUUUGUAUGCAAUUUUCUAUACCUUGGAAGACCCCGGGAUGGCUUCCGUCGCCCCCCUUGGGAGCCUGCACUUCCAUUAUUGUCAACUUGUAAAGAAGGUGAUGAUUUGAAGUUUUCUGGGGUCCUCAAACAGCUUGGUUACUUUAUUGAUUCUUCCAAUGGGUUUCUUCUUUGUGGCCGCCACCCAAUGACUUAUUAUAUAUGGAGUCCCAUCACCAGGAAACAAUACCAACUCCCUCAGCCUCAGCAGUAUUAUCGAAGUUUGUGCAUGGCGUUCAUUGUUGAGGAUUCCCAUGAUGAUGUAAUCUGCUAUAAAGUUAUUCGCGCCAAAUGCGUAUGCAAACCUGUUGAAGUCAACACUGUGUCCAUCGAGACUUUCUCUUCAAAGACUGGUGCAUGGAAACAAUCCACUCUCACUUGCUCUUCAAGUUUUGCAUUGUGUCCUCGAAGUGUAGCUACCGUGAUUGGAGGUGUCGUUUACUGGUUUUCUGUACACAAACAUUUAGCUAUUUAUGACCCAUAUCUUGGAGUGAGGCGUCUAUCUCUUAUUAAACUACCAGCUGGUGAGUUGUCAUUUGAUUAUGAAGAGUCUGUACUUGGGGAGUCCUCUGAUGGGCUUCUGCAGUAUGGCCAGAGCAGUAAGUUGGGGAUUGAGAUAUGGGUUCUUGAGAAAGAGCAAAGUGGCUACUCAUCCAUGUACAAGAGUGACACACAUUGGGAGAAAAGAUGGAAUUUAAGAUACACACUGAAUUUCAGAGAGAUGUGGAAGAAGAAUCCAACUUUCACUGACCGUUUUAGCGAAUCCCAAAUAUUGUCGUUUCUUCCUCGGAAUUCUGAAUCUGUAUUCAUUAGAUCAGGGUCAAAUAUAUUCCUCUAUCAGCUUGAGAGCAAAAGGCUGGAUGUGGUUCGAUAUCAUGGCCGUGGCUCUUCAAUUUCAUGGGAUUCCAGUAAAGUAGUACCAUACUUCAGGCCAUCUUGGCCUCGUUCUUCUUUAUGUCAGUGCAUUAACAGUAUGACAUGAUUUCCUACCAGUUUUAUGGAGAAGUUUGUGAAUGUGGUUCAAGAAAUGCUUACUUGUAACCUUUCUGGGUUUUAGUAGUUGCCAUGUAAUAGACUGUAAAGCAUUUCUCUCUGCUAUUAUAUGUUGGUCAAUGCUUUGGUUGUUCAUACAUUUUCUGUCACUUGUUUCGUAGUGAACUCAAAUUUUCUUGUA
Messenger RNA from Juglans microcarpa x Juglans regia, 1587 nucleotides. RefSeq names its product F-box protein At5g03970. The record is from RefSeq and is a predicted model, not a curated record. Gene Ontology annotation, molecular function: protein binding. Lineage: Eukaryota; Viridiplantae; Streptophyta; Magnoliopsida; Fagales; Juglandaceae. The transcript is spliced from 2 exons. Bases 169 to 1395 code for a protein of 408 amino acids.